AUGGCCGAGUCGGGCUGGCUCCAGUGGGCCUAUCUCCUGGCCACCACCGCCACUGGCAUGUCCAUCGUGAUGAUUGCCCAAACCGCCAACUCGUACUGGACGGCGUACAGCGUUGCGCCGCAGGAGGUGGCCAGCUUGAUCGACAGCCUCGACUUCUCCGUCGAGGAGGACGAGGGCUACGGCCAGGACAUCUCCAAGGUGCAGCGGCUCGAGGACAAGAUCCGGCUCAGCCGCAUGCUGAGGGAGAUCCAGAGGGUCGGCGAGGACCUGCGUGACGAGCUGGGCCGCCUGGUGCUCGAGGAGGGCGCCGCGACGACGCUGCGGACCAGCUCGAGGCUCAUGUGGGCGUCGAAGCGAGCGCAGCUGGAGGAGAGAGUCAAGCGCCUAGACACGCUGCGCAUACGCUUCAUGAUGGUCUAUCUUGGCAUUAUAACCUCCAUCGCGGAAAAACUUCCUCCUCCUCCGCCUCCACCUCCGCCGCCAAUGCCUCGACAGCAGCCGGACAAGGCCACUUACACGACGCCUACCAAGCCGUCGGCCAAGAAGUCGUUUGACGAGUUCCCUCGGCACACGCCUGCGCGGAGACUCACCACCCAGGCCAUCGGCCACAACGAGCAGGUCGAGACACCCCAGCGCAGUGGCUGGGCUGGGGUCGUCCAGGAGUUGCAGAUGUCUCCGCGGAUGCGGGCACGGCAUGCCUCCAUCGAGAAGCUCAUGGAGGAUUCGUCACCCUAG
Messenger RNA from Trichoderma citrinoviride, 735 nucleotides. RefSeq lists its product as hypothetical. The coding region runs from base 1 to 735 and encodes 244 amino acids. The transcript has a single exon. The record is from RefSeq and is a predicted model, not a curated record. Lineage: Eukaryota; Fungi; Ascomycota; Sordariomycetes; Hypocreales; Hypocreaceae.